Molecule: messenger RNA, 1542 nt
Organism: Anopheles funestus (African malaria mosquito)
Lineage: Eukaryota; Metazoa; Arthropoda; Insecta; Diptera; Culicidae
Product: zinc finger protein 724-like
Exons: 3
Coding region: 90-1280 (396 amino acids)
Biological process (GO): regulation of transcription by RNA polymerase II
Cellular component (GO): nucleus
Molecular function (GO): zinc ion binding; DNA-binding transcription factor activity, RNA polymerase II-specific; RNA polymerase II cis-regulatory region sequence-specific DNA binding
Source: RefSeq, a predicted model, not a curated record
AAACGAAGUGCAAUAAAAAGUGCUAAAUAGUUGAAUCGUAGUGUUGUAUGUAAGCCGGUCAUGAAUUGAAUAACUUAUUUUGUGUCCAGAUGGAGCAAUCUUGCCGAUUAUGUACGAAAAACGAACAAACACUUUCCAGUAUAGCGAGCUAUCACUUUCAUGCCGUGGAACAAGCAGCUACCGUCGGACUGGAGCAUCUGAUUGAACAGUAUUUAGCAAUUAGUGUAAAUCCAUCCACAUAUGAUCCUCUGAUUUGUGUUCACUGUUUGAAGCAGAUAGAAGAAUGGCAUGCGUUUCGCGAAAGUUGCCAACAGCACAAUCGCUUAAUUCAGGAGAAGAAAAUACAAAGACAGGACAAAGUGCUCAAAACCGAAACACCAUACGAACUAUACAUUACCGAAUAUGGAACAAAAUUCGACGAGCGAUCAAACGAUAAGACAGAAGAACAACUGGAGGAAGAUUUCGAGGAGGACGUGAUGCAAUUGCCUUCGGAAACGGAAAGUUCAAACCAUGUGCCAAAUGUAUCACGUAGUCCAGCAAAGAAAUCCAAACAAAAUGAUCCAUCGAGAGAAGUAAGCCGACGAACUCGGAAGGAUGUUCACAAAUUGCUCGUAACGAAAAGGAAACGAGGACGUCCUAAAAAGUUUAAAGAGACGCCCGAGCGGUUAAAACCCCCGAAACUGGACCAGCCGGCAAGAAAACAACGACCUAUGCCAAAAAUUUGCACAAUAUGUGGCGUUGCACGAACCGACAUGGCAGCUCAUAUGCGCUGGCACAACAAUGAGAGACCGUAUCAGUGUCCGCACUGUCCCAAGAUAUUCCUAAACAGUUCGAACUUGAAAAAUCACAUCAAUCUGCACACGCGUGAGAAAAUGUACAAAUGCGAUCUCUGCGAUAAGGAGUUUCCAAGCACCACGGGACGCAGCAAACAUCGGGAAACGCACACCACGGAACGAUCCCAUCUUUGUUCCGUUUGUGGAAAAUCGUUCAAGUAUCGAGCAUCGCUGGCACGGCACAAACUGAUCCAUUUCGAGGAACCGAAGGAAAAAUGUUCAAUGUGCGAUAUGUUGUUCUUGACAAAAACUCGACUAAGCAAACACUUUUUAGUGCACAUGAACGUAAAGCCGUUUAGUUGUGACAUCUGCGGAAAAGCAUUCAACCGGAAGGACAAUCUUAAAACACACAAGAAAACGCAUGCAACGGGGAAAAGAAUCGAGAAAAAGCAGGUAAAGGAGGAGGAUACGGUAAGAACUGAUCAAUCUUCUGAAGUGACCACAUGAAAGCCUGCGGACAAGAUAUCGAACAGAAACAAAAUCCGAAGCUGAUAGUAACCAAAACGGAUAAAUCGAAAAGAAAUUCGUAACUCAUAUAUCAAACAAUAGGAACGGUUUAAAUGAAGAAUCUGUCCGUAGAGGUGUGUAUUAAAGAAACUAAUUUAAAGCAUUGCAGUAUGUGACGGAGAUUAGUUUUACUUGUUUUUAACUUUUAAAUUAAUUUCAUUUUAUGCGGUAAAUAAAUUCUUUCAAAAGUGUUAUUACUACA